CUUCAUACUCAGACACACAACACAAUCAUCUAAUUUUCUUUCAGCUACACAAACUCAUCUCAUCCUUCCAUGUCUUCCUUUUCGAGAGACCAAUAUCGGCGGUGAGACUGGCCGGACUCUCUCAUUUGAUCAGAUGAGAAGAAAGUCUGUGCGUAACUAGUCAUAUAACAUUCCUCCGUUUCAACAACAAUCUUACAGGGAUGAAGUUAAAAGUCAAAAAAAGAUGUAAUUCAACCCUAUAAAAUUGGCUUCUUUGAGCAACAAUACAUACUCUUCAUUUGGAAUUCACUCCUUGAGAUUUUAAAGGAAAACAUGCUCAAAAAGUAUCACGAGAUUCUCACAUCGGAUUGCAGCUUUCAUCAAGCCAUUGACAUCGUAAGGUGUUGAGCACACCACCAUCUGAAUAUCAGAGAUUGAUUGAAAAUAUGACUUCAGCCGUUGUGAGUGUUCGGCUCCAAGUUGCCAUCCGACUCCACUGAGCCCAUAAAUGAUGAUCGGUAUUUUAAACUGCCCUCCGAUGGUAGCAACAUACCCCAAUUGUUAGAGAUUUGGUUAAAUGCCAAAAGUAGAAAUCUCAUUUUCAUGACAAUAGAACUACUUCCCUGCUGUGUUGAGGGCAUGAAAAUGGGAUUUCUACUUUUGGCAUUUAGCCAAAUCUCUAACAAUUGUGGUAUGUUACCUUACACGUCGGAGGACAGUUCAAAAUACCAAUCAUCAUUUGUGGGUCCUGUAACGACCCAAAUUUAUUAUUCACCAUGUAAGUGUUUAUUUAUUUGGUGACGUGACUUUUAAGUAAGAUAGUAACUUUAAGUUAUUAUCGAGAGCAUUAGUUAACGACCGAGUCUAUGAGAGUUAGAGCAUGUUGGGCCGUGUUAGUGGACUUUUGACCCAAUGGGCCUUGGACUUAAGGUGGGGGGCGCUACAUAAGCCUUAGUAGAGAGAGAAAGUUCAUUUUUCUUUGUUCGAGAGAAAGAAGAGAGAAGGAAGAGCAAUAGCUAGGGCAAGGGGAAAACUCGAAGAAUCAAGAGGAGGACUCGAGAUUUCACCGAUCCAAGGUAAGAGAGUAGAUUUCAUAUUCGUGGGUGAUACGAGAAAGGGGAGAAUGUCGAUUUCUCCGUACCCGAACUUUCUCCACCCCAUUUUCGUUUGGAUUUUUGGGUGAUUUUCUUAAGGAAAAUGAUAGAGAAUGUUCAUAACAUGUUUAAUAUACUUGUAUCAUGUAGUAUGAAUGAUUUUGUGGGUUAAAAUUGGGAAUUUGUAGAUGUUUGAUCAAGAACUUUGUGGUUUAUGAGUUUUUGAGUAAAAAUUAUAAAUCCUUACUUUUUCGAUGUAUUUGAUGUAGAUCUGAGAAUCAAUCCGUCCUUUUAUGUUUAUAUAUGUGUUAUGUACAUGAAAAUAAACUUAUUUGGGAUUUAUAACAUGAAAAAUGAGAUUUUUGGGUGAUUUGGAGUGAAAAACGCGAAGUUUGAGCAUUCCUAUCAGGAGGCCCUCGCUAGGCCCUCGCUCAGCGAACAUGUAGCGACCAACUCGUGUAAGUUUAAGAGUGCAACCUAAGAGGGUGGGUGAAUUAGGUUAUGAGACUUUUUGUUUAUUUUUAGAAAUGUUAUGGUAAUUUUAUUUUUGUUGAAGGUUUGUGAUGAAUAUAUGAAUAAAGUGCAGGGAAAGAGAAAAUGGACACAGGAGAUUUAUAGUGGUUCCCCUAAUGGUACGUCCACUCCCUUCACACCCUGUGAAGGAUUUCACUAUGAUCUUUAUAAAGUGAAACAAGAGAACAAUCCUCUCUUUUUCACUCUCUUGCUUCCAACAAUCCUGGACAGCAAGGUGAUUCCCUACAAAGUGAAACAAGAGAACAAUCCUCUCUUUUUCACUCUCUUGCUUCCAACAAUCCUGGACAGCAAGGUGAUUCCCCUUAUAAUCUCUACAAAGUGAAACAAGAGAACAAUUCUCUCUUUUACACUCUCUUGCUUCCAACAAUCCUGGAAAGCAAGGUGUUCACACUAAUCUGAAUUUUAUACAAGAGUUUGAGUACAAGAGAAUUUUGAUACAACAAAAUUCCAAUAAUUUGUUUUCACUUAAUAUAACAAUUCAGAAUGAUAAACUCUAAGUUCUCGGGAAACUUUUAUCUGAUAUGAAAUUAUGCAGGAAAGUUUCAAAGAGUUUUGUGAAAGUUUUUACAGAGAAUUGUUAUAAAAAAGUUAAUGAAAGUGAUUCGUUGUUUUUGAGAAAAUUCUGAUGUAUAUUUAUAUAGAAAAUGAUACCUCUUUGAAAAUACAAUUGCAAUGAUUUGAAAGAGGUAUAAUAAUGAAAAAGGUGUGUUUACGUAUCAGAAUUUUCAAAUGGAUACAGAGGUAAAUCGAUUUCCAUUACCAGGGAAAUCGAUUUCCCUUCCUUUCUUAACGUUAAAAGAAGUUUCAAAAUUGCACAGGGUAAAUUGAUUCUUUUGAGUUUUUGCUUAAUGUUUCUUGAUUGGAAUUUCAAUUUAAUAUAAAUUUGUGUUUCACAUAUUAUUCUUUAUGAAAUUGUGUGUCAAUUUACCUAUAUUAGGAAUUAAGAUUAUAGAGUUCGACUACUCAGGAAUUGAAAAGAGACGAAUGAGCAAGUUAAUGGUAGCGAAAAGAGACCACUUGAGUCUUUAAAAAUAAAAUCUAAUCUGAACCAUGUAUUUAAUCUGAUGGAUGACAUUUAAAAUCAAAUAAAUGUUUCAGUGUAUAUUUAGAUGUCUCGGAAUUUUUUUUCUAUUAUACAAAAUUAUUGAUUAUUAAAGGUGCGUUUGAUCUGCUAAAAAACAGGGGACUGGACAAUUUUUGGUGUACCCUGUUUGAUUUGAAACUGAUUAUGAGACUGGGCAAAUUAGGUAGCAAGGGACAGGACAAGAACAAGAUUUUUUGUCCCUCACUAAACCACAUGACAACUUUUUGUCUACAGUACAACUAUAUAAAAUACGAAAGUACUCAUUUUAUUAUCGAAUAUAAAAAUAUUAUCGCCCUAUAUCUCUCCGAUACAGUUUUGUUCUGUCCUGUAUUAUCUUGUUCUGUCAUAUGCUGUUCUGUCCAGUUCUUGCUAUUUUACGAAUCAAACGCACCCUAAAAGAACAAGUUUGUGUAACUUUAUUGAUGUGUUUAGUUGUGAGAAGAGAUUGAGAAGAGAGAAAUAUGUGAGAAAGAGUAAGAGAAGAGAGAGAUUAAUGAGAAACAGAGUAUAUUUGAUGUAUUGAUUGAUAUAAAAUAAAAAGAAGAGAAAUAGGAAAAAGAGAAAUAAAGUGAUUUAACAAAUUGGCUAAAAAGUCCUUAUUUAAAAAUCCUCAUUUUUUUUAAACGAAUUAUAGAAAAAAGCCAAAAGCAAUCACAUGGCUUUAAUUAAUUUUUAGGUGGAAGGGUAUUAAUGUAAUAAUACAUAUAACAUUUUGUCUUCUUAUGCUUUCUUCUCACAUGAGAGAAGAUCACAAAAAGUGGUGGCGUCCACGUUUUUUUAAUCUCUUUUUCCUAUUUGUCUGCAUACCAAACAGAUGAAAUUCCAUAUUUCUCUCAAACUUCUCUCUUUGCUAACUCUCUCUUCACAAUUUCUCUCAAAAUAAACACACCCUAUAUGUGUCAUAAAAUAAAAAUGUCAGUUACAUUCAAUCCAUAAUUAAUAAAAUAAAAGUUUCAUAUUUUAAAAUGUUAUAGUUAUAUUAUUAACGAUUAGUCAAAAAAUUAUAUCUUUGCGAUGGUGAUAACAAUGAGCUUUGCAAUAGGACCACAACAUAAUGUGAUGACUACAACAAUGAAUUUAGUGCAAUGGAGUCAAGUUUGCUAUAGCAAUCAGCAAUGGUGUCAAGUUUGCUAUAGCAAUCAACUUUUGCAAGCAUAUAACACUCAACAAAACACGAUCUAGGUAUAAACGAGGGAGAAUGGUUAAAUCUUUGCCAAUCUGUUGUUUCUUCACCGUCCUUAAUUUGGUUCAUCUACUCAUCUUGACUUGGUUUAUCUACUCUAUAUUGAAUAAUGUGAUGUGUUGAAAUUAGAAUUUUAUCUUAAGAUGAUAUUAAAACAUAUUAUAAUCAAGGGUUAAGAUUUGGAGUAACUAUUUACACUUAUUCUUGGAGUCAAUUGAUCUCUCCUCAUUUGAAAUAUUAAAACAUAUUAUAAUGCAUAAAACAUGUUAAAAAAUUAUAAAGACCAUGUAUUCCGUGCCAUACUAGUAAUUAAAUAUAACAAUAAAGGCCUAAAUGAAAUUUCCCUCCUAGAAAUCGCAUCAAUUGGAAGAGUUUCAGGUACAUCGAGCAUUUCGACUUCUACUGAAAAUCUUCUCCCCAUAAAUAAUUUUUAGGUGUUAAACGGAAGAGUUUGAUCCGCAAGUCCCACUUGUUUUUCAAUUACCACAUGCUCUUUUUUGGUCCCACGGGCCUCCACCUCUCUAAUCCCACCAUUUUCGAUUAGUCAUAUCGUUUUCAAUUUGGCUAUAAAAAAUCCCUCUUCGAAUACCAUAUUCUACCCAACCAUGAUGACUAAACAACAUUGGACAGAGAACAGUAUGAAUAGCCGACGAUGGACUACGCGGCCGUUUACACAGAAAACGACAAAAACUAAACUAACUAAAACUAAACAAAACAAUAACAAAAAACAGAAGAAGAGAAGGCGAGUGAGUGAGUGAGUGAGGAAGAGGUGAGUGAAGUGGAGUAUAUAUAGCCAUUUUUCUAUGACAUGGCCGCACAAGUGGCCAAUUAAAAUUGGCCAAUUGACAAGCCUUGGACUUAAGUAGGAGACCUAUGAUCACCGACCUAUCCGCUACUUAAGUAGCUAACGGUGUCAGCAAGAGACAUUUUCAAAAUUUCUCCAAAAUUUCUCAUCAGUAGUUGAAGCCUAUAAUUAGAAACGAGUAGGGUGCCCAAGAAACACAAGAUGCGCGCAAAACGUAAUUCUCAGAUAAUGAAAAGAUAUUUAGCCGUGAGACCCAUGAAAAGUAAACUUUCUUUCCUCUUAGUCAAGGAUUCCAAACGGUGAAAGAUCUUUGGAUUCCGCACUUUCUUUCCUUCCACAAUCAACCUUCCCACCUUCCCUUAAGCCAAACACACUGUUAGUUUCAUUUCUCUCUUCUUCAAAAUGGUCAAUGGUCAUAGUCUGGCCGCCAGUCAUUAUUCCAAACCAAAAAAAAAAUAUCUCUUUCUUCUUACACACUAACAUCAAAACCAGAACAAUAGUUAGUUUGGUUGUUGCAUACUAAGAGAGUUGCAUUGCAUAGUUUUAAUUUUAAGUUGUCUGGGUAGUACAGUUAUGGAGAUUUUGACAAGUAUUGUUGCAAGUAUCAUAAAAAAGAGGCGAAUAUUUGGUGGCACUCGCACACGUGAAACAAACAUAGAAGCUUUGGACAAAGGAUUAUUAAGAAGGUAUGAAGUGUUCUUAAGUUUUAGAGGCGAAGACACACGUGCUUCAUUCACUUCACAUUUAUAUGCUUCUCUUCAAAACACUGGAAUCAAUGUUUUUAGAGACGAUGAUUCUAUUCAAAGAGGAGAUCACAUUUCAACAUCACUACUGCGAGCAAUCGAACAGACUCAAAUUUCUGUUAUUAUUUUGUCAAAGAAUUAUGCAGAUUCCGGAUGGUGUUUAGAUGAGUUGGUGAAAAUAAUGGAAUGUCACAGAACCUUACGGCAGAUAGUGCUGCCAGUGUUCUAUGACGUAGAUCCUUCAGAUGUUCGUCACCAAACUGGGGAGUUUGGAAAAGCGUUUCAAAAUCUUUCCAACAGAACUUCGGAGGACAAGUUGCUGAAAUGGAGAGAUGUGCUUCGUCAGGUUGCUGGCCUUGCUGGCUUUGUGGUUCUAAAUACAAGGAACGAAAGUAAGGCCAUCAAGGAUAUUGCUGAAAAAAUUACUCAUUUACUUGACAAGAAAGACUUGUUCAUUGCUGAUAAACCAGUGGGAGUUGAUUCUCGAGUGCAAGAUGUCAUUCAACUACUAGACAUGCAACAAUCAAAUAGUGUACUACUUCUUGGGAUGUGGGGUAUGGGGGGAAUCGGAAAAACAACCAUUGCAAAAGCCAUCUAUAAUGAGAUUGGCCGUAAUUUUGAAGGUAGAACCUUUCUUGCAAAUGUUAGGGAAGUUUGGGAGCAACCUGCUGGACAAGUGAAUUUACAAAAUCAACUUCUAUCUAAUACCUUCAAAGGAACGACAGCCAAUAUACAAAGUAUUGAUUCAGGAAAAAUUAUAUUAAAGGAAAGGCUUUGUCAUAAUAGAUUACUUAUUGUACUCGACGAUGUGGAUGACUUGGAGCAGUUGGAUGCUUUGUGUGGAAGUCGUGAUUGGUUUGGUCCGGGGAGUAGAAUAAUUAUCACAACCAGAAAUAUGCACAUACUUAGAGGGAAUAGAGUUGACGAAGUAUACUCAAAUAAAGAAAUGAAUGAAAGUGAAUCAAUUGAGCUUUUUAAAUGGCAUGCAUUCAAGCAAGCGAGUCCCAACGAAGAAUUUGUUGGAAUUUCCAGAAAUGUCGUUAUGUAUUCUGGGGGAUUGCCGCUAGCGCUAGAAGUUCUUGGGCGCUAUUUGUUUGAGAGGGAGGUAAUAGAAUGGAGAUGUGUAUUGGAGAAACUAAAAAGAAUUCCCAAUGACAAAGUACAUAAGAAGUUAAAAAUAAGCUAUGAUGGUUUAGACGAUGAUUCCCAAAAAGCAAUAUUCCUCGACAUAGCUUGUUUCUUUAUUGGGAUGGACCGAAAUGAUGUUAUACAUAUAUUAAAUGGCUGUGGAUUUUUUGCAGAAGAUGGAGUAAGAGUCCUUGUUGAGCGAAGCCUAGUAACUGUUGAUGAUAACAACGAACUCAGAAUGCAUGAUUUGUUGCGGGAUAUGGGAAGAGAAAUCAUUUGUAAUAAACCACAAAAGGAGCCUGAGGAACGUAGCAGGUUGUGGUUUCAUGAGGAUGUUGAUGGUGUCUUAGCAGGACAAACAGGAACAAAAGCCAUUGAAGGAUUGGCUUUGAAGUUGCCAAGAGAUGGUCCGAAACGUUAUAAUACCAAAGCAUUUAUGGAGAUGAAGAAACUCAGAUUGCUUCAACUUGUUGAUGUACAGCUUGAUGGGGAUUUUGAAUAUCUUUCAAAAAAAUUGAGAUGGCUUUCUUGGAAGGGAUUUCCUUUAUCAUGCAUACCUACAAACUUUUAUUCAGGAAACUUAGUUUCCAUUGAGUUAGAAAACAGCAAUGUCGAAAUUAUGUGGAAAGAGACACAGAGGAUGGAGAAGUUGAAAAUUCUAAACCUUAGUCAUUCUCAUUAUCUGACACAGACCCCUGACUUUUCAAACAUGCCUAAUCUUGAAAAGCUAGUACUGAAAGAUUGUCCAAGGUUGCGUGAGGUCUCCCAUAGCAUUGGACAUCUUAAUAAAAUUCUUCUGAUAAAUUUGGAAGAUUGUAUUAGCCUUUCUAGCCUUCCAAGAAGCAUCUAUAAGUUGAAAUCUCUUACAACUCUCAUUCUUUCUGGCUGUUCAAUGAUUAACAAGUUGGAAGAGGACUUGGAACAAAUGGAAUCUUUAACCAUUCUGCUUGCAAGUAAAACUGCAAUAACAAGUGUGCCCUUUUCAAUUGUAAGGUCAAAAAGCAUUGGUUAUAUUUCUUUGUGCGGCUAUGAAGGAUUCUCACAGGAUGUAUUUCCAUCAAUCAUUUGGUCUUGGAUGUCACCAACAAGUGGUCUUUCAUCCCCAUUUCAAACAUCUCCUGCCAUGUCAUCUCUUGUUUCUUUAGAUAUUCCACAUAGUAGUUCCCAGGAACUGUCAUCUAUUUCAAACCACAUUUCAAGGCUUCGAAGCCUAUGGAUAGAGUGUGGCACAGAACUUCAACUUUCUGAAGAUGCAAAACUCAUAUUGGAUGCUUUAUAUGCCACACUUUCAGAGGAAUUGGAAUCGACUUCAGCUACUUCACAAGUAUCAAAAAUGAAAACUUCUGAAUUAGUUCAAUGCUGCAGUCAAUUGCAUGUUUUGGGAUCAAAAGAUUCCUUGAAGUCUGUUCUAAUACAGUUGGGAAUGAAUUGCCAUGUCACCAAUAAUCUGAAAGAACACAUUUUACAGAAAAUGGAUGAGAAUGGGAGUGGAGGUUGUUUCCUUCCGGGUGACAGAUAUCCAUAUUGGUUAACCUUCAAUUGUGAAGGUUCUUCUGUAACUUUUGAAGUCGCUCAAGUGGAAGGGCGUAUGUUGAAGACAUUAAUGAUAUGCAUUGUCUAUUCUUCAACCCCCGAUAACAUAUCAUCAAAUGGCCUUACAAACUUGUUGGUGAAAAAUUAUACAAAGGCCACAAUUCAGCUUUAUAAAAGAGAGGCAUUAGUCGCCUUUGAAGACGAGGAGGGGCAGAGAGUAGUAUCAAGUAUAGAACCUGGUAACAAAGUGGAGGUUGUUGUUGUUUUUGAGAAAGGUUUCAUUGUGAAGAAGACAGCUGUGUAUCUUGUAUAUGAUGAACCAAAUGCUGAAAUAGUGGAGGAGUUUCAUGCACAAGAUAAGAAUGUUAUUGUUAGUAGUGGUGAAGAAAAUGAAUGCUUUGUCAGAAAGGUCUCUACCAAUUCACAAGAUAAGAAUGUUAUUGUUAGUAAUGGUGAAGGAAAUGAAAGCUUUGUAAGAGAGAGAUUUCCUCAAGUGGUGCCUAUGAAUGAUUUAGCACAUAACAAAAGGAAGACAGUAAAAGAAUGGUUGGGUAAGUAUCGGUGCUGCUAGUUGUGUUGGGUCGAUCAAAUAAAUCUUGAACUGUGGAUUACAGGUUUUAUGCGCACAUUGGUAGCUACUAAUGCUCUGGUUUCUGAAGAAAUGGAUUCUUGGGUAAGACAAGUUGUCCUUGAGAUUGAUUCUUAAAGGAAAUUGGCAGGUGGAAAUCAGCCAUUAUUCUAGGCAAGUCAUUCAAUAUGCACACAAACCGGGUAAUCUCGAUAUGCUUCAAGAGUUUAUCUAGGGGAAAAUGUUGAAGACAUGCACCUAAUCUCCUAAUGAAGUUUAUAGUAUGUUGUUUAAUGUCAUUAUUAUUGGACCUGUUACCUAUUGUGUGCCUUUGCUUCAUUUUUCUUCUAUUAGGUUUUACAAAUUCCAUUAAUGUUUUGUAAAAUAUGUACUUGUUGGUUACAUCAUUGUAAAAUCAUAGAUGAAUAUGUCAUGGUCAUUACAAUACUGAAGAUAGUUAAUCUUGUGGUAUCAAGGCAAAAAACUAUAAAACCAACAAAUACAUUAUAUGCAAAAUAAUUUUCUCUCUGA
Trifolium pratense (red clover) is the source of this 9182-nucleotide messenger RNA. Its product is annotated as disease resistance protein RPV1-like. Gene Ontology annotation, molecular function: ADP binding. Lineage: Eukaryota; Viridiplantae; Streptophyta; Magnoliopsida; Fabales; Fabaceae. Gene Ontology annotation, biological process: defense response; signal transduction. The transcript has 7 exons. The coding region runs from base 5253 to 8654 and encodes 1133 amino acids. The record is from RefSeq and is a predicted model, not a curated record.